UCAGGGUAGGUUGCAGGGACACAAUUACACGAGAGAGAGUGGAAGUGAAACAAAGCGACAAUAAAGUUCGCAUCCUAAUAGAAAUUAAUACCCACAGGUAUAAAGAUAAUUAUAACGAGUGUUAGUGCAGUUGUAUUAAUUGUUGCCGAAAAACAUUACCUCGCAUAGACGAGGCACAGAACAAACGGAACUUGUGUAACUCUAUAACACAGCGAUGCUAUAGUAACUUUUUAUCCGACCAUUUGUUAACGAUUUCCCCAUUAAAUCAUUCAGUAUUUCUUUUCAGUUUUGCCAAAAUAAAAGAACUGAAGACUUGUUUCAGAUGUUAGAUUACUAGCAUAGAUCAAUUUAUUCACUCCUUUACCUUAUCAAUACCUAGUGCCAUGACAUUUAGUUUUGAGUGCACAGAACUUAGUGACUGUUGAUUACAAGACAAGAUAAUAGAUAAAAAGAAAAAAAGUCGACCGAAAUUAAUUUUACUAUUGCAAACCAUGAAUGACAGAAUUUUAUUUACUAAGAAUGCAGAGAAUAGAAAGACAAAAAUACCAUCAAAUUCAGAUGAUGCUUUUCAAAAUUUUAUAAAAACAUGUUUAGAAAGAAGAAGUGAUAAGGACACCAAAAAGGUUUUACAGAAAUUAAACAAAUUGUAUGACAACCUUAGUUCAUAUCACAAAACUGACAAUAAGUUCACAUUAUACAUCAAUACUUGUUAUAAGAAAAUUAUAAAAAACAUUGCCAAAGAUAUCUUUACUCCUAUUUUGGAACUUCGCACUGAGAUCAAAAAUCGUAUUAAAAGUAAAUUGAAAAAUAAAAUAAUGCAUGACAAUGAAGUUAUUGUUGAAGCACAGGAAAUAUCAAAAGAGAAUAGGAUAAAAAUUAAACAACUUGAAGAAUCUAUAAUACAAUGUCGAAAGAAAAUCAAGGAACUUGAAAAGCAAGAAGUUAAUUUUGAUGACGAUGAAAAUUCCUCUUACAUUCAACAAGAUAAAUAUAAGAAAAGAUUAAUUCAAUUGUGCCAUUGUUUAAGUAAAUUGAAAGGAGAUAAAGCUAUGAAAGAGCAAAUAUUGAAAAAGAAAAUCAGAAGAAAAAAUAUUCAAGGUGAAAUGACAGGUAAUUUAUUACUUGAUCAAGCUAUCAUAAGUGCUAUAAAUUCGGAAAUUAGAAAAAUCAAUCGGCUACAAUAUCUGGAGACUAAAAGUUGUGCUGAUUUUAUUAAAAUGCCUGAAUAUAUAGAUAUUUUACAAUGUAUUAAAAAGUGUAAUAAAAACAAUGACCUUGGCCUAAGUGAUGAACAAAUCAUAAAAUCAGCUAAAGCAUCUUACCAAGUUGUUGGAAAAUUUUUAAAACAACAAAGGAUCAAUGAGUUGAAAUUGUACAUGCAAUUUAUAAUUCAUGGCAGUGAAGAUCCUGCUAAGAAAGAUAGCGAAUUACAAAACACAUUACAACAAAAUAAAGAAAAGGGGGAUCAAAAACUCUAUCAAGUUUAUCAAAAAUAUACUGACAUACAAGAUAACUUGAGACUAGAAAAAACUAAAGACACAGCAUUUAAAUCUAAAGAGCCAUUGAAAGAUAAUACAGCGACAGAAAAAACACUUACAUCUAAUGAUUCAAAAAAUAGUAUAAAGAAGAAAAAUUUUGAAAAGAUUGAUGAAAUUGUGAAAAAUGAAAUAAUAAUUAUAGACAGUAGUGACGAUGAAUGUGUGGUAAUAGAAAAUCCAAAAUCAUCAUUCAUUAAAGUUUGUGCUUUUGCAAAAUCACCGCCUGCUUGGGUAGAUGAUAGAAAUCUACUAAAUACUAUUGAAUCUCCACCGUUGACAGUGGAUAAAGAUGUAAGUAAUAAUCUAGAUAUUGAACUUUAUUGAUUAAUAGUACACCGUAUUUGAAAUGUAAUAAUUUUGAAUGGCAUUGGAGAUUUUAACAGUUCAUUUAUUCAACAAAAGAAAUAUUUGAAAAUUUUUUAUUUUUAUAAAUUAGUUAUAUUACAACAUUAAUGUAUAUCUUGGCUAAAUAUUUUUGAUAUUAAAUUUGCUAUGUUCAUUAAGUAAAUAAUAUAUGUUGAUAGU
Messenger RNA from Phymastichus coffea, 2063 nucleotides. RefSeq names its product death domain-associated protein 6-like. The record is from RefSeq and is a predicted model, not a curated record. The transcript is spliced from 5 exons. Lineage: Eukaryota; Metazoa; Arthropoda; Insecta; Hymenoptera; Eulophidae. Gene Ontology annotation, molecular function: histone binding. The coding region runs from base 492 to 1862 and encodes 456 amino acids.